CUUGUUUUCCUGGUACUUAGAGGUUCAUCUUAAGGAUUAUUUCAACACAACAGUUGCAACAUCAGAGGAACCCGCAAAACUCAGAAGAGACUCAGGGAAGUCGUAGGACAAUUCCGAACCGACUAACGUCAUCAUUUCGAAAUAAUUACUGCCCCGAUCCGAAACCAAGGAAUGUCGGCCCUCCCGAUAAUUUCAUCAUGACAUACCGAUACCGCGGCCUCAACCCAUCUUAUAUCGCCAUUUUUCAGUGUUAUGUUGAUAUGUGUUCGAUCUGAUACCGCCCCGCAUCAUGUUAAUGUUUCAAGAAACGAAUAUGGUUUCGAAAUACUUUUCUCAGAAGUGAAUGCAUCACAACAGCGUGCUUCAGUGAUGGAGUGGUAGGCUUCAGUUAUGAAGUGUUUGCUUAUGUCCCAUUUGAAGUCAAAAUGUACCUUUGAUUAGAAAGAAGGUCGUUUCCGGUUCCCUAUUCACGAUACCUCCUAGAUGUUAUCUAUUCUACCAUACCUUGGAUCCGUUAUAGCGAUGUCGAGCAAGGUAGCUCUUGCCUAUUCAUCGGCGGGCGGUCUUGGUGUGCCCAAGAAGAAUGAUUUUAUAGACUGGUACCUAUAGGUAUUCUUGCAGCAAAUGCAGUCCCGAUAAUAAUUUCUUAAGGCGAGCAAACGCAUCUCGCUUGUUAACGAUGUUCAGAAUCUUCUCCAAACCGAUCCCCUCUUAUGUCGCUCAUUCAUUACGAACGUGAACAAGUCAUUGAAACA
This is a messenger RNA of Amoebophrya sp. A25, 755 nucleotides long. The record is from the annotation of a GenBank genome assembly. NCBI's taxonomy places the organism in Eukaryota, Dinophyceae, Syndiniales, Amoebophryaceae.